CCCUCCCCGUCUUCCUCGCCCCGCUCUCGCUCCAAAACGCAACGCAAGCGCGCGCGCCUCGCAGAUCGGGGCGGGCUGACCCUCCGCGGCCACCGUUCGGGCCUAGCGCGCCUCCGUCACCCAGCCUCCUUUUCUCUCUCUCUCUCUCUCUCUCUCUCUUCUCAGGCGAGCGAGCGCGCCAUCCGCCCCUCCUCCUCCUGUUCUUCAUCCUCGGGCUUUUUUUUUUAAAUUAUCAUUAUUAUUUUUUCCCCCCCUUCCUCUUCCUCCUUUUUCCCGCCCGCCUUUGCGGGAGAGAGACCUUUGACCUCCCCUCUCCGGUUGUUAUGUCGGGCCUUGGCCGCCGCCGCCGCCGCAUUCCUUGACGCGCGCGCCCGUCGCCUCAGCCGCCGUCUUGUCUUUUUUUUUUUUUUUGCUUUUUUUUUUUUUAAUCCCCUCGCCUCAUAGCCGCCCGGGGGUGGGUGGGUGGGUGGGCUGCGCGCGCGCCCACACCCUCCUCCUCCUCCUCCUCCUCGAAGCCCGCGCUCGCCCGCAGCCCCGCCCGAGUAACGGUCGCCUCCUCGCGCCAGGCGCGCUCCCGCCGCCGCCAGCCCGCCCGCCCGCCCGCGGCCUGCUCCCCCCCGCCCCCCAUUACACACACUUCGCGUGCGCGCGCGUCCGCCCGGUCAGCUCGCUCGCCCGCCCGCCCGCCCGGAGGAGGAGGAGGAGGAAGAAGAUGAAGGAGAUGAAGCAACGGAGGAAGAAGGAGCGCACGUGGGCCGAGGCCGCCCGCCUGGUGCUGGAAAACUAUUCUGAUGGACCCAUGACCCCGAAACAGAUUCUUCAGGUUAUAGAAACCGAGGGCCUAAAGGAAAUGAGUGGCACAUCCCCACUGGCCUGCCUGAAUGCAAUGCUUCACUCCAAUUCACGAAGCUGUGAUGGGCUUUUUUAUAAACUUCCUGGGCGGAUCAGCCUAUUUACUCUCAAGAAAGCGGCUGCCCAGUGGUCUCGGACCCUCGCUGGCCCUGAAGGGGAAGAGUUGGAUGAUGCAGAAAGCAGCGGUUCCAAUGAAGCUGCCAGCACUGUGAGCGGAGACAACGACGUUUCUCUCGAUGAAACCUCUUCCAAUGCUUCCUGUUCCACGGAGUCCCAGAGCAAGAGCUCGCUUGCCCUCCGAGAGAGCACCAGGACAGCGUCCCAGGUGAGCAAACAGAAGAAAAAGGCGGGCGUGAUGCUUCCACGCGUGGUCCUGACUCCUCUGAAAGUAAAUGGGGCCCACAUGGAACCCUCCUCCGGGUUUGCGGGGAAACCGGUUGGGGACGAGAGCAGCGGCGGCAGCAGCAGCAGGUCUUCCGCGUUGCCCGGCGCGCUCUGCAACAGGACAGACAUGGCGAGGGAAGCCCCCCAUCUGCUCCGGGGAGUCCGCAAACCCUCAGGCGGACAAAUGAAGAGGAACAGGGGGGACGACAUAGACUUUGAGACGCCGGGCUCCAUUCUGGUGAACACAAACCUGCGGGCACUGAUCAAUUCCAGGACCUUCAACGCUCUCCCCCUGCACUUCCAGCAGCAGCUUCUCCUCCUCCUCCCUGAAGUGGACAGGCAGCCUGGGACAGACGGACUGCUGCGCCUGAGUGGAAGUGCCCUCAAUAACGAGUUUUUUGCUCAUGCCGCCCAGAGCUGGCGGGAGAGGCUGGCAGACGGGGAGUUUACUCACGAGAUGCAGGUCCGCAUCAGGCAGGAAAUGGAGAAGGAAAAGAAAACAGAAAUCUGGAAAGAACGGUUUUUCGAGGACUAUUACGGGCAGAAGCUGGGCUUGACCACAGAAGAGAAGAAUUUGGCCCCCAGUGAGGCAGAGAAGAGGACCACAGCCGCCUCCCCAGAAGGCCCAGCCAGGGCGCCCUGCACUCCCACAGCCCACCAGCCGGACGGCCACUUCAAGAGGCGCUCCCUCCGCUGCCGGAACCGCCGGAACCGGCAUAAGUUGCACGAAGCGGAGCCUUCCUCCCUUGCCAAAGAGGCAUCCUCCUCCUCCUCCUCAUCUGCGGAGGCCACACCUGUCGGGGAGAGAGAGGCCAAUCCUGCCACGGAGUGCCAAGCCAUCCGGGCAUCUCCCUCAGCCGAGAUGUCCCUGGAGGUGACGAAGGUCUUGAGCAAGGUGGAUGAGGCCGUGGCGGCGGCAGCGGCGGCAACCCCGGACCGAAUUCCCAGCCUGCCUCUGGGGCCGCAGGAGCAGCCGAAGAGGAAGUGCUUCGAGCAGCCGGCCUCUCCCUCUUUCCCCGAAAAGAAGCCCCGGCUUGAGGAUCGUCAGUCCUUUCGUAACACAAUUGAAAGUGUUCACCCAGAAAAGCCACAGCCCACCAAAGAGGAGCCUAAAGUCCCUCCCAUCCGGAUUCAACUUUCCCGAAUCAAACCCCCCUGGGUGGUUAAAGGUCAGCCAGCCUACCAGAUAUGUCCUCGGAUUAUCCCCAAUCCAGAACCCAUCAGGCCGGACCGAAGGGGGAGCCCAGCCUCUGCUGACGCUGAGGCCUGUCCUUUGCAAGACCGAGUCCAGCGAGCGGCUUCUGCUCCUGCCUCCACCAUUGGAGGUGGGGGUGGGCCGGGAGGAGGCGGCGGAAGGAGCCCAGACGAAGGCGGUGGUGGUGGUCGCGGCGGCGGCGGCAGCAGCAGCGGCAACAUCAACAACAGCCGGGUCCGGCAAUCCAGGGGCCACCGCGCCAAGCACUGGCGUCGCAAGAGAACUCGUGGGAAGCGCUGGUCAGAUUUACAGCGAGCACAGCUAUUGCCGCCUUCCCACCUAGCUGGGAAGAGUGCCGGCUGGCAGGAGCCUGAAGCGAGCUUGCCUUCUCAGGCCAGAGAGCCUGCCGGCAAAGCAGCGCUCGAGCAGGGCGGACAGGCCGCGAGUCUUCCUUCCCAGGAAGCUGCUGCCCAGCUGGAGGAGUCCUCGGAAGGUGGCGUCCCAGAUCGCAGAGCGGCGGAAGGGCCGGUCGGUUGCCCCGGUCACCUUGUGGAUGAUCCCAGGCCUCCACCUUCUUCUCCAGAUGCUACUCUGGAGGGCCGCAAUCGGAAGGAGAGGAGGGAAUCUCCUGUGGGGAGCCAGCGGAGCAAUGGCUGGCCAGGAGGAGACCCCGAAAGCGGCCUCUUCGGAGCCACAAGCGGGAAGGAGGGCUGUGACUUGCCUUCUGAGAGCAACCCGGGAGUUGGCUCGCAGGCAUUGGCUUCUCCCGCUUGGGAGGGCCUUCCAGAGGAACCCAGUCUUAUUGGGAUGGACCUUCCACCAUACCAAACUCAGAGGGCCACACCAGGCCCUGGAAGAGGGGCCCUAAGUAGCCCAGAGGAAGCUUCCCAGUCGACAACAGGCCUGCUCCCUCCUUGCUGCGAUAUGACCAUCCACGAGAGCCCAGCGGCGGCAUCCUCAGGCAUGGAAGUAGAGACCAACCGAGAGCGGGCAACGGCAGGGCCGAGCGCCAGCCCCGGCAUUGACGAGGAAGCCCAGAGUCCACUGAGUGAGACCACCGAGACGGCCUCCGAUUUGGACGCUGAGCUCACCGAUGAGAACUUGGAGAUAAACGGGGAUUGUCGCCAGGCUGAAGAGAGGGAAGACGGGUCGGACCAGAGGCGCCUGGAGGGACGCAGAGGGGUCAUCUCAGAAAGCAGGGAAGGUUUGCCUUCGGAGGUCAGGGUUGUCGACUUACACUGCAGGACAAGGUUGCUGGCGCCUAUCCUCGCCGCGGGCAAGUCAGUUCUCCCCGUUGAUGUCGCAAUCCAGGAAAGGUCCUGCUCGGCCGUCCCGCAGCCUGUGUCCACUGAAGCAAGCGAGCCCCACGAGGGACGAGUAAUCCCCCAGGGCCUGCCUCCCCAAAGCAUUUUGCCGGCCUCUUCUGAGGCGGACGCAGCCUCUUCUCGGGACAAACGUCCGGCAGAGAUUCGCCCUUUCCACGAAGCGGUUAAGGGUGGUGAUCACCUCGUGCAGGAUGUCUCUUACAGGGAGGGGACAGGCCUGAGUGUCCCGACCAGGAAGGCCACGCGUGCACCCCAACCUUUGUGGGACUCUGCCGAAAGGGCCUGCCUGCCUCUGGAGAAGAGUCCCAAUUUAGGAUCCCUGGAUCAAGCCGUCAAUCAAUCCCUGAAAACCGAGCUCUCAAAUCUGGGAAAGAAUCCGAUCUCUCCCUGUUCGCAUCCAGAUCAAUUGGAUCCUUCCCGGGCAAUUUCUACUGCCAGCAUCGGGAAGCUGGACGAGAAGCUCAAGAUGGCCCCGGGGCCCAAGCUCCCUCUCCGCACGACUUCUCUGCGGCCGGAGCAGCCGAGCAACGGCCCCGUAGAGAAACCCCCCGCGGCUCUGGGCAGGAAGGUCUUCGGCUCGGGCGUCUCCGGCGGGGCUUCAGCCAAGGCCCAGAAGCCCCACGGCUCGGAGCCCUUCCCCAUGUGGGCCAUGCUGUCGCACAGCAAAGUGGUCUCUCCCCCGCCCAAGGCCGUUGCCCUGGGAGCCUGCUUGCCUCCGGCGAGGGAGGACUGGCCGUCCAAGAGGAACGGUGGCGGCUCAGCAGAGAACAAGAAGGUCCUGGCCUCCAUCCAGAGAAAGAGGGAGCCGCAGAAAGAGGCGCCUCCCCAGUUGAUGGAGCCUUGGCAGAGCCUCCCCCUGGUGAGGGACCUGGCUUUUUUCAAGCUGCCGAAGGAGCCGGGGAAGGGGGCCACGCAGCCCCUGGAGCCUUCCUCCCUCCCUUCCCAGCUCAACAUCAAGCAGGCGAUUUACGGGAAGCUCUCCAAGCUGCAGCUGAAUUCCUCCCAUCUGAAUUACGCCUCUUCGGCGGGCGGCUCCUUUUUCCCCAGCAGCCUGGAAGGCGGCACCGGCCCCUUUGGCCCCAAAGCCAACUUGGCGGCGUCUUCCCGGGGCAGGCUGUCUUUCUCCGCCCAGGUGUUCGCCGAGACGGGCAAAGGCAUGGAAGAGCUCUCCCUCAAGUGCUCGUGCAGCCUUAAAGCUAUGAUCAUGUGCCAGGGCUGCGGGGCCUUUUGCCACGACGACUGUAUCGGGCCCUCCAAGCUUUGCGUGCUGUGCCUUGUGGUCAGAUGACACUCACGGGCCCCGGAAGGAAAAGCUGUAUAUUGACAGGUUCAGAGGAGGUAAGAGGAGGAGGAGGAGGAGGAGGACGCCGACCAGGAACGACCGUAUAUGCAAAAAGAUUCUGGUCCUAACGAAGCCAAUAUGGACGCUGUUACGUCUUGGGUUUCCCUGCUGGGGGUGGCAAGUCCGUCAUGGAGACAGUCGUGGUUUCAGAGGGUGGAGGAUUUCUCCCCUCCUGUCGAGGAACUCUGGUUUGGAGAUCCGGCCCGUUGGCGCUCGGACCGUUCUUGUGCCGUGAGCCCCAUCCCGGUGGGGUGGGUACGAGGGAAGAGCUGACCUCUCCCUCCCCCGCCACCUCCUAUUCAAAGGCCGAGGGAAAGAGGCCCGAGCUGAAUCUGUCUUCCAUUUUGUCUCCCUGCCACCUCCCCCCCCCCCCGAAGCGCUGACCCCGGGUCGAACCGGAGACGCACGGCGGUGGGUUUCGGAGAAGAGGAGGCCGAAACGCGUCUCCCUCCCUGUAUCUGGGAAGACUCUUCACUUUUGAAGCAGUGCCAUCUUUUU
Messenger RNA from Pseudonaja textilis, 5596 nucleotides. RefSeq names its product ASXL transcriptional regulator 1 (gene ASXL1). Gene Ontology annotation, molecular function: chromatin binding; peroxisome proliferator activated receptor binding; DNA binding. Gene Ontology annotation, cellular component: PR-DUB complex. Gene Ontology annotation, biological process: positive regulation of transcription by RNA polymerase II; animal organ morphogenesis. The record is from RefSeq and is a predicted model, not a curated record. Lineage: Eukaryota; Metazoa; Chordata; Lepidosauria; Squamata; Elapidae.